AAAUCUCCCACAUGCUUUGCGACGUUCCAGUGUCUUGGACCGCGAUGCGGUAAAGAUGCUCCCACGCCGGCUAUCUUCUGAAUUCCACCUCUUUGGGUUUCUCCGCCGCCGACUAGCCGCUUUUCUCGCUUCCAUUCCACUGCCCACUUCUCGAUCUAACCAAAACAGAUAGAAGAAGGAUGGGCGCCGUGGUGAAGAAGGGAUGGGAGAACUACAUGCUUCAACUCCAACUCCACCCUCUGAGAACCAAAAUGCUCACUGCCGGCGUUUUGGCUGGGAUUAGCGAUUCGGCGGCGCAGAAGCUCUCGGGCAUUCCGAAGAUCCAGCUGAGGCGCCUUCUCCUAAAAGUGCUCUUUGGCUUUGCUUAUGGCGGACCAUUUGGGCAUUACUUGCACAAGUUGUUGGAUAUCAUUUUCAAAGGAAAGAAAGACUCCAAGACGGUGGCUAAAAAGGUGCUCCUGGAGCAGGUGACAUCUUCACCCUGGAACCAUUUCCUUUUCUUGAUGUACUAUGGGUUGAUCGUCGAGAGCAGGCCUUGGCCAGAGGUAAAGGAGAAAGUCAAGAAAGAUUACCCCUCAGUGCAGUUGACUGCAUGGAUGUUCUGGCCGGUGGUAGGGUGGGUAAAUCAUCAGUACAUGCCUCUACAGUUCCGUGUUAUAUUCCAUAGCCUUGUUGCUUGUUGCUGGGGAAUAUUUUUGAAUCUUCGUGCGAGGACCAAGGCCUUGAACAAGUGAUGGAAAAGCUCAGAGGAGGAGCUCGUUGCUAUUGCUGCUGUAUUCUACCCAUUAAGUUUAGAAGUUGUACGAACAACAAAUGUGUAUGUUUAUGUUGGAGAUCGACAAUGUGAACUAGAUUUAAUAUCAUUACUGAGAGAACUUCAUGUGUCCAA
This is a messenger RNA of Zingiber officinale, 889 nucleotides long. Its product is annotated as peroxisomal membrane protein PMP22-like. NCBI's taxonomy places the organism in Eukaryota, Viridiplantae, Streptophyta, Magnoliopsida, Zingiberales, Zingiberaceae. Gene Ontology annotation, cellular component: membrane; cytoplasm. The transcript is spliced from 7 exons. The coding region runs from base 180 to 734 and encodes 184 amino acids. The record is from RefSeq and is a predicted model, not a curated record.